AUGUCGUCGUCACAAGCAGUCAACCCGAUCCUCGCUCUCGUCUCUCAAGCCGACACAUUAGCAACGGCAUUCACACAAACGCACGUCCAAUCCCUCCCCUUCGCCCGGGCGCUGGCGGACCCAACGGCGUCGGAGGAGACGCAGGAGCGCAACCUCUCGGCGCUGCGCGCGGUGCUGGAGCGCCUCGAGCAGGUCGUGGCGCAGAUGAUGGAGAUGCUCUACCGCGUCGACCUCUUCCUCUCGGAACCCACCCGCCCCGGUAUCUCGGGCUACGAUCCAAAAGAGGCAUGCAGGCACGUCUCGGAACUCUUUCAUAUGUACCAAGCCGAACUGCUCAGCAAGCGCGAGCUCCUCGCCGAGUUUACCUGCGAGGACAUUACGGCCGACGAGUUCGUGCACAGAUGGCAAACAAUGGAAGAGGUGCAGCAAGGAAAGAAGCAGGAGGUCGAUGACCUGGCCGACAUGUUUGCCAGCUUUUCCUAG
Messenger RNA from Pseudozyma flocculosa PF-1, 483 nucleotides. RefSeq lists its product as uncharacterized. Lineage: Eukaryota; Fungi; Basidiomycota; Ustilaginomycetes; Ustilaginales; Ustilaginaceae. The record is from RefSeq and is a predicted model, not a curated record. The transcript is spliced from 5 exons. The coding region runs from base 1 to 483 and encodes 160 amino acids.